Messenger RNA from Saccostrea cuccullata (small rock oyster), 339 nucleotides. RefSeq lists its product as uncharacterized. Lineage: Eukaryota; Metazoa; Mollusca; Bivalvia; Ostreida; Ostreidae. The transcript has 2 exons. The record is from RefSeq and is a predicted model, not a curated record. The coding region runs from base 1 to 339 and encodes 112 amino acids.
AUGACACCAAAAGGGGAGUUGGGGGGCGUUUGGGGAACAUCUAGAGUGAGAGUGGGGGUGGAGGGAGCUUGGAGGAGUGGGGGAAAGAGGGAGUGGGGAAAGAGUGGAAGAGAGGAGUGGGGAGAGUGGGCGAGAAAAGGAGUGGGGAGAGAGAAGGAAGGGGGUAAAGAGACAGGGAGUGGGAGGAAGGAGGAAAGGGAUAUGGGGAGAGAGAGAGUGUGGGAGAGGGACUGGGGAGAAUGGUGGAGAGAGGGGAAUAAGAAGAGAGAGGGAGUGAAGAGAAUUGGAGAGAGUGGGAAAGGAGAAAGGGAAGGGGGAGAGAUAGAGAAAGAGGAGUGA